Molecule: messenger RNA, 3554 nt
Organism: Ictidomys tridecemlineatus (thirteen-lined ground squirrel)
Lineage: Eukaryota; Metazoa; Chordata; Mammalia; Rodentia; Sciuridae
Gene: Fam133a
Product: family with sequence similarity 133 member A
Source: RefSeq, a predicted model, not a curated record
UGGGUGAUUAAAAAAACAAACCUGAGUUCCUCUAAAUGUCCUGUGAGCAUGUGUUUUUUACACUGGAAAAAAGGGGGAGUCGUUUAUUGGCAGAGGGGGAGGGGCUAGACAGCAGGCAUAUUGCAUUCCACGUAGCAGAUUUAAUAAGUGCUGUCUGUGAUGUUUGGCAAGCCUGGUUUAUAUCCAUCUACAAGGUUUGCGAACCCAUGUUGCCGAUUCUUUUCUGCUACAGAUCAACUCCCUUGGUACAACCAAAAAGACCAGUGUUUACUUUUCAUUGAAAGGCAGGCCUGGAACUCCUGAGUUUAAAUAAUCCUCCUGUCUUAGCUUCUGGAAGAGGGAGCUGGGACUACAGUGGAAGUAUAACUUUAAGUGCCCUUUUUCCAAGGUUCAGAUUGCUGUCUCUAAAAUUGGUAGCACCUGAAAAGGAAUCUGGAAGGAAACACCUUUGGAAAGGUGAGAGGAAAACCAAGAGUGUGUGUUAUCCUGGAAUCCUAUUGAGAAUGGAACAUGCUUGGUAUACUGGCAGAUGAAGAAUUUAAGGAGAGUGUCUAUCUUGUUCUCCUUGGUAACUGAAUCUACUCUGAGAACAUUAAGGCACCAUGGGAAAGCGGGAUAACCGGGUGGCCUACAUGAAUCCUAUAGCAAUGGCCAGAUGGAGGGGCCCAACUCAAUCUGCAGGCCCAACAAUACAAGAUUAUCUGAAUCGACCAAGGCCCACCUGGGAAGAAGUGAAGAAACAAUUAGAAAACAAAAAGAAAGGCUCCAAGGCCUUAGCUGAAUUUGAAGAAAAAAUGAAUGAAAGUUGGAAGAAAGAGCUUGAAAAAAGCAGAGAGAAAUUAUUAAGUGGAAGUGAGAGUUCAACCAAAAAGAGAGAAAAAAAGAAAAAGAAAAAGAAGAAAUCUUGUCAGUUGUCAUCAUCUUCAUCAAGUGCUGAUUCUUCAAGCAGUUCUUCAGAUUCAGAAAAUGAAGAAAAGAAGCCAGGAAAAAAGAGAAAGAAAAAGAAGAACCGCUCACACAAAUCAUCAGAAUGCUCAACAUCUGCACCAGAAUCAGAGAGCAAGGAAUCUGUAAAAAAGAAAAAGAAGUCAAAGGUAGAAAUAAGGAAAGAAAAGUGUAUUAGAAGUCUCAGCAAAAAGAGAAAGAAAACUUAUCCUGAGGAUAAACCAUCUUCAUCUGAGUCUUCAUCAGAAUCAGAUCAUGAAGAGGAAGUACAAGCAAAAAAGAAGAGAAAGUGUGAAGAGAAAGAAAAAGCAAUAGAAAAAGUAAAGAAGAAAAAGAAACAACAUAAGAAACAUAGUAAAAAGAAAAAAAAGAAGUCUGGUUCAAGUCACAAGUCAGGAUAACAUCAAGGAAAAAAAGCAAGCAUUCAUUCAUAUUUUAAAAAAAUAGCAAAGUCUGAAGGAAACUUCAACUGUGAAAGUUAGGGCAUAUUUACCAAAAUGCAUGAGUUUCCCUGUGUUAGUAGAGUUAUUCUUGGACUUUGAGUUGCCAUUCAAAUGCCACUGUGCCGGAAGAGGCCAUACUUGUUGCCUGCAGCUUAAAUAUUUUGUUUUGUUUGUCUUUCAUCCUGGUGGUCAUUCCUCUGGGAGCUAAAACUCUGUUGUCAUAUUAAUGGUUAUAAUUAGAAUUAAAGUAAAAUAUUUUAGAUAAUGAGUAAUCCUGACCGAAAAAGCAUAUCUAAGGUCAAAUAUAUCUGAUUUAUACACAUCUUUAAAAUAUAAGUAGAAACAUCAUAACAAUAUAGUUAACAUUUUUGAAAGAAGGACUUAAUAUUGAUGUCUCAAAAUCCUUAUUUUGUAGAUGUUUAGUUUAUUUUACUGUUUAUUCUUCAGUAAAUUUUUCUUUACAGGGAGAAAGGGCUUGCAGCGAGCAAUGGGGGAGAGUGUUUGCUACUCUGGCUAGCUGAAUAGUGUGCCUUUGAUCCUUAACAUCCUAUUUUUGCCAGUGUAGCAGCCAUUUUUUCUUAAUGAAAUUCUGGGAUGUUCUUGUAUGCUGCUUCAGGUUAACAAAACAGACAGCAGGUUACAGCAUAAGUAAACCCCCAAGACUAUGACAUUUACCUCUUUAGCAUUAGAAUAUUACAUAGAUUGAAUUAACUUUGAUACCUACCAGAAGGGAAUCAUUUUAAACAGUUCCUGGUAUUUUUUGAUUAAUAAAAUUCUGAAAAUUUUUUGCAUAUUUUGUACAGUUAAGUUUUAAUUAUCUAGUGAUAUUCUUUAUAACUAAUGAUUCUUUUUAAAUAUGAUUUAUGCUUAGGGUAUGAAAUUAAAGUUUGUAGUUUCAUAAUCUUGGUAUAUUAAUUUCAUUACUCUGUGUUUAAUUGCACACUUGCCAAAACAUUUAAUAUGUAAAAAGAAGGUUUUUAAAACAUAUUUAAUGCCUUCAUAUUGAAGCUGGUUUACUAUAAGCAAGUUGAGUGCCAGACCUCUAGUACGCUGUGUAUCUUGUUACAUAAAACUACUGCCAAAAUCUUAGUAAGUAUGAUGUUUAAAAAUUUGUUGUCAUAAGCAUUUAUAUUGAAUUAAAAUAGGAGUUAAAUUCAUGUGAUAAUGAUAUCCUUUAUCUUCCUGUGCCCAUAUUUUACUAAGAUUUGGUGCCUUGUGUCUGUUGCUGUUUCAUGUUUACCACUAAUGUUGAAAACCUAUUUUUACUUUACAUUUUUAUAUAUCAGAGUAACAUAAAUUAUACAUUUAUGUCUCAAAAAUACCUAUUGCAGAGGAUAUACCAAUUAUAAUGUCCUAGGUACAAAAUAUGUUGAUAUGAUGAGAGGCUCAGUAGCUAUUUUUCAAUAGCUGAUUUCAUUUUGGCUUUAUUUAAAUCACAAAAUUAUAAAGAUAGAAAACAUAUAAUUGAUAAAUAACAUAUUGGCUCUCAAAAUUUUUGCAUUAACAUUACCAGAAUCUAUCAGUAAGGUUGUUGGAGCAUUAUAGUAAUGCCAUGUUAGGUUACCUUGGAGCUUCGUAACUUUAGCUGUUUCUUAAAAAUAUAUCUAUAUGUAUAUGCUGAUAAAAACUAUUACAUUUAAGGGAUAUUUUGUAUCCAUAUAGAGUUUUUCAAGAUUAUUAUUCAUUAAAAUGUUUCUUAAAAGCUUAUAUUAUUUGUAGAAUAUGGUGAAGACAUCUGCAGUUCAUCAUUGUGUGCUCCUGUUCACUUUUCAGACCCUUGUAGUUAGGUGAUGUCAUUUGACUACUUCUGGCAGAGGGAUUGAAAACAGAAGUGAUGUAUCAUUUCCAUACUGGAACAGUUAAAAGUCCUGCAUGACCCUCCAGCUCUCUCUUUACCUGCCACCAUGACCUGAAGGCAAUGAUACCUACCUUCAGAUGGACAAAAGCUGUAUCUUUAUGUCCUUGUUUAGAAGCAUCCUUCCCUGAAAAGCUGAUGGAUUUGCAGUGGACUUUUUUGAGAGUAAAAAAUAAAUAGUUAUGUGUUAAGACACUGAGAUUUUGGAUCAGAUUUUAUUGCUGCAGCAUCACCUAAACUAAUCUAACCAGUAAAAUAACUUUGAAAUGUCUCUUCAUUGUUAACAUUAAAAGAACUCAUCUUUUAUCACA